ACGAGCGUCUUACGAUUCAAAAAGUAAAAUGAAAGAAUAGGGCAGACCGAAAUAAACUCUGUGCUAAUAACUUGCUUUCCCUGUCUUAGUGAGCCUAAUAAUAUCUUAUCAACUAUAGACAACGAUAGUCUAGCACAACGAUAUCCAUCUAUUGCACCUGAUUAUUGGAAGAAGAAUGCCGGCAAUUCUCCCUUAGUUAUCAAGCGACAAACAUUUACGAUUUCGAACGAGAAAGUAGAAAGUACGAUAGAUCGCCCUACUAUGGGCGGAAAGAAUCCUUAUUCCGUAAAACAUCGAUACAUCAAUAGCGAUCAUACUCACACAACGACUACAGGAAGAAAAAGGCCACCACUACUACUGAAACAACGUACUAUACCAUCCUCAAAUGAACUGAAGCUGCUAAGCCGGCGAAUAGAUCCUCAUCAACCGUUAUCUUCACCCUACGAUACACCCAAGAAACCGCCAUUACCCAAUUUAACCAAACGCAAGUUUGAAGAUGUUGAUUGUAAUGAUGGUGAUACCGAUACAGAAAAUUUGCCGCCUGCAUCAGAUGCUACAGAUUUUACUCUAAUCGACACCAACGCACAUAAAAAACGAAGAAAGUCACUAUUCACCUGUCUGCAAUGCAACAAAGUCUAUAAAACGAAGAAUGGUCUUGUUUACCAUCAAGAUAGAUGCAAAUUCAAAGACCAACAACAACAACAGCAGCAGCAGCAGCAGCAGCAGCAGCAACAAGAGAUAAUACCCGAUUCUGAAACUGACAUAUUUGUUGAAUGCUCAUUAUGUAAAACCACACUAUUAAAACAGGAUAAUUCAUCCUAUAAAGCCAAUGAUACAACUAUUAUCUGUACGCAAUGCGCAACCAAUGCUACAGCAUCCAGUAACGGCAACAACAUUACCGCGGAUUUACAAGAGUACUUUAAUAAUACUUUACUACAUACCGAAAUCCUUGAUAACCCUAUACUCCUGGAAGAGGAUUGGAGUUUGGAUUUCAUGACUAAUUCAAACAAUUGGAUUGGUAUAGAGGAUCCUCCUUCUUUAUUGUUUUCCUCAUCGUCGGAUAUGCCAUCAAGUGCUACACUCUUGGACGAGGAUAACGACCAAAUUUCCACCAAUGAUCUCCCUUUCUCCGUUAAUACUGAUAGAGACUGGUUUCAAUAUGCAAACUUGGAUGAUUUUGUCAACCUCAGUAAUGAUGAAAAUAGUAGCAUAAUUGAUUCAUAUGAGUUUGAUAGUAAAUAAUACCAUUUAUACGGGUCCAAAGUAAAUAAAAUCAACAUUGCCAUGCUUGUUAUGCGCUCUUUGAAAUAACCG
This is a messenger RNA of Mycotypha africana, 1314 nucleotides long. RefSeq lists its product as uncharacterized. NCBI's taxonomy places the organism in Eukaryota, Fungi, Mucoromycota, Mucoromycetes, Mucorales, Mycotyphaceae. The coding region runs from base 262 to 1242 and encodes 326 amino acids. The record is from RefSeq and is a predicted model, not a curated record. The transcript has a single exon.